GGGGUGUGGGCGGCGGAGCCUCGGAUCCCAGCUCUCGGGAGCACAGGGCGGAAAACCCCCUUGUCCCCGCACCGCUUCCGCCCGCUCCUGUGCAGGACAGGCUCAGAGCUAUAGCGUCGCCGAGGUCGCGUGGGCCAGUCCCCUGCCUCAGCAGGAUGGGGCCUAAAUGGCGCCUUGUGCUUUAAGCGAGUUUAAAAGAGAAAGUCGCGCCUGGCCCAGCAGAAGCUCUUCUUCACCUCCUUCCUGUCUUUGCCAGGCAGUGUGGCAUCUUCGGGUGCCCAGCCCGGGGCCCUCCGUGUCGCCACCAGCCCCAUGGGGGCGGCCGCGGGCCUGAGGACUUACUAGGUGGUUCACGAGCCUGGCCCGGUUUCUGCAUCUCUGAGCAGACAGCGCCUGGGGGCUGGGUGUGCGCUUCUCAAACAACCCUCUGCAGGCCUGGGAGCCGUGUGGUUCCCAGCUUAGCAGCUCAGGAGAAACGUCAGCUACUUGAGCAGAAGAGGUUUUGGGCGCUGCCCAGGUGCCGCUUCUCCUGAUGACUUCAGUGGGAAAGGGCAGACACACUCCCAGGGCUUUGCUUUCCCCUUUCUUUCCUUCAAGCUGAGAAAACCGAGACACAGGCGUGCCCCACAGUCAGGUUCAUGGUGAGACAUCCAGCAGCUUCCUCUUCCCCCGUCAGAAAUUUCACCCUGCUAUAGAUUUUCUUUUUUCCCUUUGAUGUUGUUUCCAGGUUUUUUUAAAAUUACAGUAAAAUUUACCAUUUUAACCUUUUAUUUAUUGAUUGAUUGGCUGUGCUGGGUCUUCGUUGUGGUGCAUGGGCUUCUCAUUGCAGUGCGCGGGCUUCUCUUGUUGUGGCGCAUGGGCUCUAGGCGCGCGGGCUUCAGUAGCUGCAGCACGCGGGCUCAGCAGUUGUGGCUCGUGGGCUGUAGAGCGCAGGCUCAGUAGUUGUGGCGCACGGGCUUAGCUGCUCCAUGGCAUUUGGGAUAUUCCCAGACCAGGGCUUGAACCCGUGUCCCCUGCAUUGGCAGGCGGAUUCUUAACCACCGCGCCACCAGGGAAGUCCCCAUUUUAACCUUUUUUAAGUGUCCGGCACAGUGGCAUUAAGAGCACUCGCGUCGCUCUGCCACCGCUGCCCCCUUUUCUCUGCUUCAGGGACCACACAGAUGAGAGGGAUGGAGCAGUGCGUGUCCUCUUGUGUCUGCUGAUAUCACUGAGCAUGAUGGCUCGGUUUGGGUUUUGUUUUUUUUUUUACUGUUUGUAUGGCGCUGUUCAUCUAUACUGUAGCAUUCUUUGAUUUUUUUUUGAUAUGUAGAAAAUGAGAUUGAUUUUUUGUUUUGUUUUGUUUUUACUGUUUGUUUGGUGCUGUUUUCUCCAGGUUUGGACACCAGGAUUAGUCUAGUUUAUCACACACAUUGGACAGCUUUCCAUCGUUUUCUCUGCACGGGAACUGACUUUAUAGCACGAGUUAUUUUUGCCUCCUAUAGAUGAAAUCUGUAUUAUGUCUGGCAAGAUUUCCUAAGUCUUGAUCAUUUCUCUUGACAUACUUUUUCCUGUGACCUAAAAGGAUAAACAGCUAUCACAUCUUCCCCCUUCUGAGACAUCCAUUUCAGCUUGUGUCACUCGUCCGUCCUUGGCUUGUCACCAGCCCUGCUUGUUCUUGGUGUUAAAUGCUGUUGGUCUUCUGGACCGGCUGCCUGUGUGGGAGUCCAGGCCAGCCUGUUCUUGACAUGCUCAGAACGGAGUCUGUCCACACGCUUCCCAGCCGAUGGCACUAAACACUUGGCUCCAGGGCCUGAGCCCUCUCACACCGGAUGCUCUCCUUCUCGCCCGGCCACUUCUGUUCUUUGUGUUUCAGGGGUCACUGCAUCUGGGUUUGAUACCUGACCUGGCGUAGCUGGUGGCAACCGCUGCUGCACGCCCAGACUUUGGACCCUGUUUACCAACCUCUUGAAAAAGACGGUCUGGUUUGGUUCCCUGGGGCUGCAGUAGGGAAACCCCACCGGCUGGGUAUUUUCCUGAAGUGUCUGGAGGCCACAAGUCUGGUAUCAGGGUGUUGCAGGGUUGGUUCCUCUGGAGGCUCUGAGGAGUCUGCUCUGGCCUCUCCAGCUCCAGUCUCCGUCUGCACUGGCAUCCCUGUGUGUGUCUGUAAGCCUGCCCCUUUCUCUUGUAAAGACAUGGGUCAUGGGAUUAGGGCCCAGAUCCAGGAUGACCUGGCCUUAACGUGACAUCUGCAAAGACCCCAUUUCCAAAUAAGGUCCUGCUCUCAGGUCCUGGCGGCCAGCACCUGGGCCUGUCUCUGGGGGACACGGUUCAACCGCAGCCCUGCCUCAGCCCCUCUUCUCUCCUGACCAGGACGUCUCCUGAGGUAGAGACGAAGCACAUUCUUGAGUCUCUCAGCUGCCUUGUGCCACUGGCCUCACUGUAAAGGUUUAGUAGAGUAGAGCUUUUACAUACAUUUCCCCCUUUUAGGAGUAAUUCUGGAGAAGCAAAGGCUGAAUAGCAAUACAUAAGCACCUUAUUUUAUGCAUUUCGUUGAAAACAAUUUGUCCUCUAAAAACUGUCCUCUCAAAGUUUUCUGAUUUUCCUAAUCAAUAUUUUUCUAGUAUUUUCUAAUGAAAAACAUUAUGGACUUAGAAGUCAAUUUUACCUGCACCUUCAUUUUCUCCCCGUGACUGCUCCCAGCCCAGGCCGUGUGUUUCGUGUGUAUUGAUCUGGGCGGUCUUGGCAUCCUAGCCUCUCACGAUGCCCUCUCAUCCCAGGUCUGGGGGUGACCUGAGCACCCCUGGUCCUGCUCUGCACUUGCCUUCUUGUUGCCACGUGCAGUGGCCCUCCUGGUUCCCCCGUGCUGCUCGUGGGCUUGGCCAGGGGUUAAUCUACCUGAGGUCAGCCAGGCCUGCCCAGAGGCAGGUGUUGCCUGUGGUCACUACUGCCCAGGCUGUAUUGAAAAACUGCUUUUGCACAGGACCCUCCUGGGCCCACAAAGGACGUGAUGGAAGAGGAUGAGCUUCUACCUGCUGGAUGCACUCCCAGUGAGCAUGGGCUCUGGCUGGUAAAAGAUACGCAGGGCCUGGCACAGGCGUGCAGAGCCAGCAUGGCACCUAGACACAUACGUGCCUGGCCGCCCUCCCCGGGCUGCACCAGCUGGCCGCUGGCAGAUGGGUCACCUUCUGCAGGAUUGGAGCUUUUCAGCAUCUGUACAUGGCCCUGCGGACUGGCAGGGUGUCCAGGCCCCGGGCCAGGGAGGCCAUCGCGGGCCCGGCUGCCCGGCCUGGGGCCAUGUUCCCACAGGACUCUCCUCUCAGGUCAGCAAUGGCGCCAGCCCCCAGGAUGAGCGCACCACAAGCCUGCUGGUGUUCAGCUUCCUCCAGAGCUGCCCGCACUCCCGUUGCCGCCAGGAGCUGGAGAUGCUGGGCCACAAGCUGUCCGUGCGCGCGGCCCACGACGACGAGCUGCAGACGGAUGGCAACUGGUGCAGCCACUUCCGUCUUGAGGGGGCGGCAGAGACAGACUCUGAGACUCGGGAGGAAGUGGUCCGGGACAUCGCCAGGCAGCUCGCCCAGAUUGGGGACAGGAUGGAGUGCAGCAUCUGUCCGGGGCUGGUGGCUGGCCUGGCCGCGCAGUUCAGUAACUCGAGCCUGUCGGAGGAGGACAGGAGGCGGUGCCUGGCGGCCGCGCUGCAACAACUCACACAGCUCUACCCUGCGGAUGUGGACCGCGAGAAGACCCUGCUCCUGCUGACCAUGCUCGUGGCCAAAAAGGUGGCUGACCACUCGCCAGCUGUGCUCCAAAAUGUCUUUCACACCACAGUGACCUUCAUCAACCAGAACCUUCUCGCCUACGUGAGGAACUUAGUCCAAAACGAGAUGGACUGAAGGGACGACUCAACAAAAGUGUGACUGGUUACAACUUGAGAUGGUGACAGCGGUGGAGCUGUCUCCACAGAGAUGGAGCCUCGGCCACUUAAACGCGCUCAGAGAAGACAGGCACGAGGUGGCAGCUGUCUCUCACCAUUUUAAAGCCAGGGACCAUUUAGGAAUUUCUUCAUGUACGUGUGUGAGUGUUUCACAUCAUCUACAUCCAUCCACACACUGUGCCUUUACCUAAUGUCUGCUGGAAAGGUCCCCGCCUGAAAAUCAGAUCUAGAAGCAGAUCGUGAGUUCCCUGGUGGUCCAGUGGUUAGGACUCCUCUGCGCUUCCACUGCAGGGACCAGGUCUGAUCCCUGGUCGGGGAACUAAGAUCCCACAAGCUGCAGCCAAAAAAGAAAAAAAGAACAACAAAAUGAAAGCAGGUUGACAAAUAAAAGGCAGAAGAAAAAGAACACACAA
Messenger RNA from Lagenorhynchus albirostris (white-beaked dolphin), 4323 nucleotides. It is a transcript of the gene BID, whose product is annotated as BH3 interacting domain death agonist. Gene Ontology annotation, biological process: positive regulation of release of cytochrome c from mitochondria; positive regulation of intrinsic apoptotic signaling pathway; positive regulation of extrinsic apoptotic signaling pathway. The transcript has 4 exons. Bases 3153 to 3869 code for a protein of 238 amino acids. The record is from RefSeq and is a predicted model, not a curated record. NCBI's taxonomy places the organism in Eukaryota, Metazoa, Chordata, Mammalia, Artiodactyla, Delphinidae. Gene Ontology annotation, cellular component: cytosol; mitochondrion; cytoplasm.